This is a messenger RNA of Lampris incognitus (smalleye Pacific opah), 543 nucleotides long. RefSeq names its product AT-rich interactive domain-containing protein 5B-like. Gene Ontology annotation, molecular function: transcription cis-regulatory region binding. NCBI's taxonomy places the organism in Eukaryota, Metazoa, Chordata, Actinopteri, Lampriformes, Lampridae. The transcript has 3 exons. Gene Ontology annotation, biological process: regulation of transcription by RNA polymerase II. Gene Ontology annotation, cellular component: nucleus. The record is from RefSeq and is a predicted model, not a curated record. The coding region runs from base 10 to 543 and encodes 177 amino acids.
ACCGCCGCGAUGGAGCCCGGCGCGCUCAUGUGGGUAGGCUCACCUUGCGGUUUACACGGACCCUAUAUUUUCUACAAGGCUUUCCGCUUCCACCUCGACGGCCGAGGCAGGAUCCUGUCCCUGGGAGACUUCUUCCUGGUGCGGUGUCUGCCGGGGGAGCCGGUCUGCGUCGCCGAGCUGCAGCUGCUCUGGGAGGAGAGGGCGAGCAAGCAACUUCUGUCCAGCUCCAAACUUUACUUCCUGCCGGAGGACACCCCGCUGGGACGAACCGUCCACCACGGCGAGGAUGAGGUCAUCGCGGUGUCAGAGAAGGUGAUUGUCCGAUUAGAAGAUCUAGUUAAAUGGACGGUAUGGGACCCCCAGGCCUGGAGGAGGGGGAGGAAGGCCAGGAACCUGAAUACCAGUAAAGUGCAUCGAGACCAGGUUGGGAACAAUACCAGAGACACCCCCAACCUCCUCCGCCCGCGGGAGUCCACUCUUUGCAGCGGCCUCAACUUCAAGGAUGUCCUCAGGGAGAAGGCAGAGCUGGGUAAAAACCGAUGA